This is a messenger RNA of Eimeria maxima, 933 nucleotides long. RefSeq lists its product as hypothetical. The transcript is spliced from 12 exons. The coding region runs from base 1 to 933 and encodes 310 amino acids. Lineage: Eukaryota; Apicomplexa; Conoidasida; Eucoccidiorida; Eimeriidae. The record is from RefSeq and is a predicted model, not a curated record.
AUGGAGGGGCAGGGCGCUGCGAAUGAUCAGAGGGAAGCACUUAACGUCUUGCUACGAUUGAGACUCGAUGGGAAGAAUGGCAACACAAUUAAGGAGAAGAAGGUUUGUACAUUGCCUGAUGAUUACAGAUUGAGAGUACCCGAGAGGGUUUAUCAAAGUACAAAGUUAUCAUCAGCAGCAGCAGCAGUUGCUGCUGCUGCUGCAUGCAAACCCUCGCAGCUUGCUGCUCUUUGUCUAAAUAGUUGUUUAGGUGGACAGACACCUGAGCAACAAGAAACAAUUUAUCAUAAACAAUUAAAAUCGGAAGUGUCGGCCUUGCGAGAGUUUGGGAACCAGAUGAAGGAGAGAUUCUUUGAAGGGAAUACCGAGGCGUCUCGAGAUGUCAGGCGUCUGGAAUUUGAAAACCGCCAACUUUGUGCAGCCCAAAGAUUACAUGAUUCGCAAUGCAAAAGUUUAUAUGAUAAGAUUGAGGUCGACUUUCUAGGCUUCUAUGACGAAACUCUCGCCUGUGAUUUGAAGUAUUUAGAGGAAUUAACAGAGGAAAGAGAUCAUUACUAUCAUACUGCCAUUAAAACAAAAGAGGAGGGUUUAGAGAAAGAAUCAUAUUAUAAAUCUAAGGAAGAAAAUUUAAUAAAAACAUUUAAUACAAAAAUACAAGAAAAAGAAAAACAAUUAUUUGCAUCUAAUGAGAAACAAAUACAGAUGCAAACCCUAAUUAGGCAACAGAAACAUAAUAAUGCUAAAUAUGUAACACUUAUACAACAGCAACGGGAAUUAUUGCGGAAGGCAGCAGCAGAAUUCAAAACCCUUUCUGCUGCUUUGCAAGGAAAUAAUAAGGAGGCGCAGCAACUUAAGAGGCUUGCACAAAUAGAGCCGCAAGAGGAGAUCACAGAAGAGCAGCUACAGCAGGCUAUGGCUAGGCUGGUAAGAUAA